Molecule: messenger RNA, 3337 nt
Organism: Capsella rubella
Lineage: Eukaryota; Viridiplantae; Streptophyta; Magnoliopsida; Brassicales; Brassicaceae
Product: desmoplakin
Exons: 13
Coding region: 241-3240 (999 amino acids)
Molecular function (GO): GTP binding; GTPase activity
Source: RefSeq, a predicted model, not a curated record
UCAGUCGGCUGAGAAACAUUAUAACCUUCGAAGAUCUCUCGACUCUCUCUCUGUCUGUCUCUCCCCAAGUUCAAAUCUUUUCUUUUAGUAUCUUACGGUACUUCUUCAAGUUUACGACUUUAUUUAUUCUGUAAAUUAAUCCGACUCGUAGACGAUCGGAGCAAACCCAUUGUGAAUUUGGAACGAAGAUACUGAGUGACUCAUCACUAGGAAGAAAGGAGAGGCCUUUGGGGUUUUUAUAUGGCGGAGUCGGGUCGGGCCGUCCAAUUGGUUUACGUCGAUGAGAAUGGGAAGUUGAAGACGGACCCAGAAGCCAUCGGCGCUCUUCAGAAGCUUAAGGGUCCUGUCGCUGUUGUUUCUCUCUUUGGUAAAGCUCUCCAGGGCAAGAGUUUCAUCUGGAAUCAGCUUCUUAGCAGGAGCAUUGGAUUUGAAGUUCAAACUCUUCACAGGCCAUGCGCCGGAGAUAUAUGGAUGUGGAUUGAGCCGGUGAAGAGGAUUUCUGAAGAUGGCACCGAAUAUAAUCUAGUGUUACUCGAUGUUGAAGAGGAAGGGUCAAAGGGUAUACAGGCUACACGCAACAGCCAGAUAUUUUCCUUGGCGAUCCUCCUAUCAAGCGUGUUUAUCUAUGGUCCGACACUUGGUGUAAAUGACAUUGCACUUGAUCUCUCUUGUCUACUUGAGAUUAGUAAUCACGACCAUGUUGGAGAAGCGAAGGGCAAUACAUUUUCCGUGCUUGGGCAGUUCUCUCCCAUCUUUGUUCAACUUAUGACGGAUAUUAACUCAGAAGCAGUGGAAAGUGGAGAAGAUGUAACGAAGAAUAACAAAUGUGAAAAUCUCCGGCCCCAGUUUCUCUAUGGAAUCAAAUCCCUUCUGAAGUUUGUUUCUGAGAGAGUAAGGCCUAAGCAGAGAAGUGGUACCAUCGUCACAGGGCCGCCUCUUGCUAGUUUUACAAAGUCUUUCUCAGAAAAUGUUAACAACAAUGUCGUGCCUAGAAUUUCUUCUUUAUGGCAGUCUGUAGAGGAACUAGAAGGUCGCAAGGCCCGUGAUACAGCAACUGAGGUAUACAUGUCGUCUUUGAAGUGUUCAGAGACUCCUGACGAAUCAAUGCUGCUAGAAGCACACAAUAAGGCGGUUAUCAAAGCUUUGACCGCGUUUUGUGAAUCUUCCAUUGGAAACACCGAAGUAAAACAGAAAUACAAACGAGAACUUUGGAGUUUCUUUGCAAAGGCGCUUGAGGAUCACAAGCGAGUGGCAAAUAUAGAGGCUUAUUCGAGAUGUUGUAGUGCUAUAGAAGAUAUGGGCAAGAAACUAUGGGCAUUGCCUUGUUCACAUGAUGCUAAUAUAGGCGAUAUGAUAAAGGCCCUUGACAGCGCUGUUGCUGAGUAUGAAGAAUCUAUCAAUGGUCCUAUGAAGUGGCAGAAGCUGUCGUCCUUUUUGAGAAAGAGUAUACAGGACAUUCUCGUUCAUCGCAGAGGGAAUCAAAUGGAUGAACUUCUUUCUGAGAACUCCAAACUCAAGUUGCAGCAUCAUUCGAUGGAAAAUGCAAUAGAUUUGCUCAAGAAACAGCUUGAAGGAGGAGAGAAAAUGAAAAAGGAAUAUCAGAAAAGUUACGAGGGCGCCAUUGAUGACAUGAAUAAGCUCUCAGAUCAAUUCAAACAUCGGAUUCAUGACCUGGAAAGUAAGUGUAAGUCAAUACACAAUGACCACUCAAACCUCAUGGAGGUCCUGGGGUCCGCAAGACUUGAGGCUUCUGAGUGGAAACGUAAGUAUGAGGAGACUUUGGAUGAGAAUAGCGUGAGCAACAAUCAAUUAGGGGUAGAUGCGUCAAUCACUAGGUGCAGUAAUAAGUCAAUUGAUUGGAAAAUUAAAUACGAGAAUACUGUUAGUGAGCAAAAAGCUGCUUUGGAGAAAAUAGCAGCAAUGGAGGAGAGGUUGAAGAAAACUUCUGCCACGGAAGAUGGCAUUAAAGAUGAAUUCUCCCUUGUUUUGGGGGAAAAGGAGAAGGUAAUCACUGAGAAAGCUGCUAAGAUUGUGACUUUGGAGCAGCAAUUAGCCUCUAUGCGUUCAGAAUUAAAGAAAAGUAAACUGAAGGUGGACGAAUGUUCUUCAGAAGCAAAAGACUUGAGGGUUCAAAUUUCGGCUCUGAAUGCGAAGUAUGAAUCUGUGAAAUCCGCAGCUGAAUUGCUUGAAGCUGAGACACAGAUGUUAAAGCGAGAGAAAGAUGAAUUGGAGAAGAAGCAUCAUUCACAUUUAAAAGAUGUGGAAAGUGAGGCUUUAGCAGCUAAGAAACUUGUGGAUUCAUUGAGAAUGGAAGCUGAAGCAGCUCGAAACAGUGAGAACAAACUUCAGACAUCAUUGGUUGAGAAAGGCAUUGAAGUUGAUCAAGCUAAGAGCCGUAUCGAAGAUCUUGAAAAAAUCUACUUGAAACUCAAUAGUGGGGAAAGUGAAGCUUCAACAUCUAAGAAACUAUUGGACUCAAUGAAAAUGGAAUUGGAAGCAUCCAAGAAGAAUGAGAACAAACUCCAGACAUUGUUGGAGGAUAGAUGCAUUGAAAUCAACCGAGCUAAGAAUCGAAUUGAAGAACUUGAAAGAGUCUGCUUGAAGCUAAAAGAUGCGGAAAGGGAGGCUGCAAUAGCUAAAGAACAAGUGAGUUCGAUGAAAAUGGAUGUGGAAACCGUGCGGAGCAAUGAAAACAAACUCCAAAUGUCUUUGCAGGAAAAAAGCAUCGAAAUGGAUAGAGCUAAGGGACUAAUCGAGGAUCUGGAGAGGCAAAAGAUGGAACUUUCUGAAACGUUGGAGAUGAGAGCGAAACAAAACGAAGAGUCGGUUUCUGAAUGGCAGAGAGUCAUCAAUGCGGAGAAGGCAAAAAAAAUGCGGGUGAAUUUGAUGGAGAAAGAAGACUCUUUUAUGGCCUGGGAUGAAGCAACACCGCUGCACCGUGCAAAGCGUUUGAAGGUAGAAACAGCAAUAAACUGGUCAGGUUCAGAUUUCUCGCGAGAGAAGGAAGAAGAUUCGGCUGCACAGGAGAGCAGGAAAGGUAUGACAAUGACCCCGAGAAGAUGCACGAGCACGGAAGCUGGGGUGUCUUCUUCAAAUGGGACGGAUCAUUCGAAAUACACGAUGAAGAAGCUGAGAAGUGAGAUACUGGAACAUGGGUUUGGGGCAGAGUUGGUAGGGUUAAAGAAUCCAAGAAAGAGAGACUUGGUACAGCUCUACGAACGUACGGUUUUGCGAAAGUGAGAUGUAAAAACAUGAAACAAGGUCAAGUUUCUUGUUCUUGGAACAUUUUGUAGAAUUCUUUCUUGCUGCUUCUUUAAUGAAAAUAGUAAAUUCUUCA